Magnolia sinica is the source of this 1643-nucleotide messenger RNA. Its product is annotated as probable aspartic proteinase GIP2. Bases 213 to 1499 code for a protein of 428 amino acids. The transcript has a single exon. Lineage: Eukaryota; Viridiplantae; Streptophyta; Magnoliopsida; Magnoliales; Magnoliaceae. Gene Ontology annotation, molecular function: aspartic-type endopeptidase activity. The record is from RefSeq and is a predicted model, not a curated record. Gene Ontology annotation, biological process: proteolysis.
CCAGCCCUCAUCAGAGAAAAAAGAAAUGUGAUGGGUCAAAGUCAAACUAUAACGAUCCAUCCCUUCCCAAUUGGCGAGCUGCAAAGUCAAACCAGCCCCAUCACUGUGGUCUGCUGGCCUCAUCGGCCCCUCACAACACACGCAAACAUUCCUAUAAAAACACCCGCCGCUCAGCCUCUCUAAUCCUUACACCCUCUCUCUCUCUCUCAACAAUGGCUUCUUCAACUCCUAAUGUUUACCUCUUCUCCACUCUCUUCCUCCUUCUCAUCUCUUUUUCCUUCGCUCAAGUAUCGUUCCGACCGAAGGCGCUCAUUCUUCCAGUAGUAAAAGACACAGCAACCCUCCAGUACGUGACCCAAAUCAAUCAAAGGACACCACUCCUACCCAUAAGGCUCACUGUCGAUCUCGGAGGUCAAUUCCUAUGGGUUGAUUGUGAUUCAGCUGCCUAUGUCUCAUCCUCUUAUCGUCAAGCACGGUGUGGCUCAGCCCAGUGCUCAUUAGCCAAGUCCGGCGCAUGUGGCGGUGGGAUAUGUGGUCUCUUCCCUGAUAACACCAUCACCCGCACUGGCUCAUAUGGAGAAGUCGGAGACGACAUCGUUGCCCUCCAAUCAACGGACGGAUCAAACCCUGGCCCCAUUGUUACUAUACCCCACUUCAUCUUCACAUGUGCCCCCACAUUCCUCUUACAAGGACUAGCUAGCAAGGUUAAUGGUAUGGUAGGUCUCGCACGGACACGUAUUGCACUCCCGUCUCAGUUCGCAGCUGCAUUCAGCUUCCACCGAAAGUUUGCUGUCUGUCUGUCAUCCUCGUCAACAUCCAACGGUGUCAUAUUCUUCGGUGAUGGGCCAUACAUGUUGCUUCCGAACAUUGAUGCCUCCAAAUCACUUAUCUACACUCCCCUCAUUAUCAAUCCUGUAAGUACUGCUGGAGUUUACGGAUUAGGAGAGCCUUCUGAUGAGUAUUUCAUCGGUGUGAAAUCGAUCAAGAUCAAUGAAAAGCGUGUCCCGUUAAAUGCAUCCCUUCUCUCCAUUGAUAACAAUGGCUUCGGUGGAACGAAAAUCAGCACCGUCAAUCCUUACACAACUCUGGAGACGUCCAUCUACAAGGCUUUCUCUGAGGCUUUCAUUAGAGAGGCCACAUCCAGGAAUAUCACUCGAGCGGCACCGGUGGCGCCUUUUGACGUCUGCUUCAGUUCAAAGAGGAUCGGAAGUACACGAGUAGGGCCUGCUGUUCCGUGGGUCGAUCUUGUCUUGCAGAGCGAGAAUGUCUACUGGAGAAUCUUUGGGGCGAAUUCGAUGGUGUAUGUGAAUGAUGACGUGGUAUGCCUGGCAUUUGUUGAUGGUGGGUCUAACCCUAGAACGUCGAUCGUGAUCGGAGGCUAUCAGUUGGAGGAUAAUCUUCUACAAUUUGAUCUAGCCACUUCAAGACUAGGGUUCAGUUCAUCACUUCUCUUCAGGCGAACCACAUGUGCCAACUUCAACUUCACAUCCAAUGUAUAAUGGGUGGUACUGAUAAUUUCUUACUAUAGAUAUGAGGUCGUUUAAUUCUAUUUUCUGAGCUGUACGUUUGUGAAUAAAAGGCCACCAUCAGUUGUGUGGGCCUCAAUCAUGUGAUGAAUUUCUUUGGUUUGGUAGUUGGACGCA